Molecule: messenger RNA, 556 nt
Organism: Nomascus leucogenys (northern white-cheeked gibbon)
Lineage: Eukaryota; Metazoa; Chordata; Mammalia; Primates; Hylobatidae
Gene: MSMP
Product: microseminoprotein, prostate associated
Source: RefSeq, a predicted model, not a curated record
GGGUCCGAGAGGGCUGUGCAGCAGCAAUGGCCCUAAGGAUGCUCUGGGCUGGACAGGCCAAGGGGAUCCUAGGAGGCUGGGGGAUCAUCUGCUUGGUGAUGUCUCUACUCCUCCAGCACCCAGGAGUCUACAGCAAGUGCUACUUCCAAGCUCAAGCCCCCUGUCACUAUGAGGGGAAAUAUUUCACCCUGGGCGAGUCUUGGCUCCGCAAAGACUGUUUCCAUUGCACCUGUCUGCAUCCUGUUGGCGUGGGCUGCUGUGACACGUCCCAGCAUCCCAUCGACUUCCCGGCUGGGUGUGAGGUACGUCAGGAGGCAGGAACCUGCCAGUUCUCCUUGGUGCAAAAAUCUGACCCUCGGCUGCCCUGCAAAGGGGGAGGGCCUGACCCAGAAUGGGGCUCAGCCAACACCCCUGUUCCUGGGGCUUCUGCUCCCCACUCCAGCUAAACUCAACUGAUCACCCAUCUGCUGACUGGUCACUGCUGCUGCCACUUCCAGGGAAACCACUAGCAGCUGCCAAUGUAUUCUGAAUAAAUAAAUUAAUGCUAUAGCUGAAA